This is a messenger RNA of Sciurus carolinensis (gray squirrel), 2157 nucleotides long. RefSeq names its product vesicle associated membrane protein 3 (gene Vamp3). Bases 75 to 386 code for a protein of 103 amino acids. The transcript has 5 exons. Gene Ontology annotation, molecular function: SNAP receptor activity; syntaxin-1 binding. Lineage: Eukaryota; Metazoa; Chordata; Mammalia; Rodentia; Sciuridae. Gene Ontology annotation, biological process: vesicle fusion; SNARE complex assembly; vesicle-mediated transport. The record is from RefSeq and is a predicted model, not a curated record. Gene Ontology annotation, cellular component: SNARE complex; plasma membrane.
GGCGCGCCGCCCCGCCCACCUCCCGGCUUCGUCUGCCCGCUGCGCAGCUCCGCGGACCCUCGCCCGCCGCCAAAAUGUCUGCAAGCGCCCCUGCAGGUUCCAGUGCUGCCACUGGCGGCAGUCGGAGAAUUCAGCAGACACAGAACCAAGUGGAUGAGGUUGUGGACAUAAUGAGAGUCAAUGUGGACAAGGUGUUAGAAAGAGACCAGAAGCUCUCUGAGCUAGAUGAUCGUGCAGAUGCAUUGCAGGCAGGAGCUUCUCAAUUUGAGACAAGUGCUGCCAAGUUGAAGAGAAAAUAUUGGUGGAAGAAUUGCAAGAUGUGGGCAAUAGGGAUCAGCGUUCUGGUCAUUAUCGUCGUCAUCAUCAUCGUAUGGAGUGUCUCUUAAUGAAGAACUGGUGAAACUCAAGCCUGCUGUCCAGGAAACCUCUUCAAGACUUUUGACUUAGAACCUGCUAUAUUAUCCAGCUUACCUACUGUUAUUUGCAAAAUGAUUAUUUUUGUUAGUUCAUGUAAAGUUUGGUUUCUAGGCUGUGUGCCCUUGUUUUUUAAUACACACUCCAAACCAGAGGGCCAGCCCGCCCACGCUUUGCACAGUGCCUUCACAGAUCUACCUAUGAGCAAUAGGGGACAUCUGGACUCCAGAGGGCUGUAACCUAGACUUAAUGUUAUCACUCAUUCAUUGCCAUUGACUCCAGUUAAGGGAAUCCAUUGCAAGUUCACUAUCCUGGUCAUUUGACAUUAUCUUUAGAGCCACAUUUAAACCUUAGGGUAAUCAGAUUUCCACCUUGUGCCUUCCAGGAAGAACACUACUGCCUAAUACUGAUCUGUGACAAUAACAGGCUGUGCCUUAUUUUGAUACUUUCCUGGUUCUCUGUAAGCCCUCUUCUUUUUGUAAGCACUACUGACUCUUGCUGUAUUUAAAAUAAGAUACUGGUAAAGAAUUUUUGCUCUUUUGUUAGAUAUGAAGAUGUUUACUUCCUUGUUAUUGUUAUAUAUCACUUGCUAAAAUAUUAAUCAGAAAUAACACCUUUAAAAAGUUUUUUAUAGAACUGUCAACAUGACCAAAGUUCCUAGUUUGCCAAAAAGUUAAGUAUGAAUAAAUUGUCUUUACGUCCGUCCCUGACAGAUAAAUUCAGAAAAGUGCCAAAUGGGACUCAAGGUGCCCUUAAAAAGGAAAAUGGUAGUGUUGUGUGUGAACCUUCUGUAUCCUAAGAAGUCUGCUGUGCCUCUGAAAUGCUGGCCCAUGCCUUCUGAUCUGGCCUUUUUCACUGAGGUUGAGGUUGGAGCUAGACUCUCAUCGUUUGAUCUCUUACCAGCAGACAGUGUUUUCCCAGCAUUUUGCAGAUCAUCAGCUGUGGGCUCCAGUGUCUUUCUGAUAAUUACUUGAGCAACAAUUUUGUGACCCUUAAGUAAGACCAUCUCUGAAGAUGAUCAUUACUUAGCCCAGUCUUCAGAGGUGAUAGUUUUUUGAAGUUUGUUUCCUAUUUUUAUUCAUAUUCCGCUUCCUAAAUCAGUCGUGUAAAUUAUGCUUGUGAUGAGGCAUUGGUCAUGGGUGGUGACUCUUCACAGAGGAUAGCUAACCGAGAUGCCUGCUCUCUUCAGUGGCAAACUGCAUAGGAUGCUGCUGUGUAAAUAGCUGUUCCCAUCUGAGAUACUUUGUUAUGUGCGUGAGACUUUUAACAUCAGAGUAUGCGGCUCAAAGGUGGGAAUUCCAGUGUGAAUGAAGGCAGGGAAGGAGGCACCGAGAGAGAAGCAGGUGAGCUUCAUUGCACUGUGGCCCACUGUUACUAAAAUGCUUGUUCACAGGCUAGUAUGACUUAAAAGCAGCAACAGCUGAGCUGCACCAGAAAAUGGUUCCAUUUCUUUAAUAUCUGUUUCCCUGAUAUUGCUGAGAUGAUUUAAUGUUGGAGACAUGCCUUGCAAUAUGCCCAGCUGUGAGAAAGCAGCUAUUGGCUUGGAGACAUCAGCACACCCUCCUGACAGGAUCCCUGACCAGGUCUGACUCUGAAUCCUUGGUGCUCGCUCCUCGGCCUCAAUACUCGGUCCCACGUAACCCACGGGCUCCUGCAUUCAUCCAGGAAUACCUCGCUUGUAUCCAUGCAUUUAGCUGGGAACUCACCCACUCUAAUGACCCGAAUAAAGUGUUUAUAAACAUG